Molecule: messenger RNA, 1569 nt
Organism: Cladocopium goreaui
Lineage: Eukaryota; Dinophyceae; Suessiales; Symbiodiniaceae
Source: the annotation of a GenBank genome assembly
AUGGCGCCCUAUGAUGCAAGUGAGGAAGUGGCUCCACCCUUCCAAACAAUGUACUUUUCUGAUGAGUUCAUGAUAAAGUACCAGCCUUUGGCACAGGCCAAGCAAAGGCUCCGAGAAGACGCAAAUGAUGCAGAAGCUCAAAAAGUGUAUGACGAGCACUUUCCACUCUACAAGAACUAUGACUGGUGCAGUUCUUGGGAUGGUAAGCAGUAUGACCUGGUCUUCUACGGGGUGUCUGGAUACACAGGCUAUUUGAUGAUGGAGUAUCUCAAACGCGUCUCUUUGAAGCGAACGCCGGAGAGCUUCACCUUUGCGUUUGCAGGGCGAACGCCCUCAAGGGUACAGGAACUACGGGAUCGUGAGUUCGCCGGCACCAUCUACGAGGACACCCCUGUCAUGCAAAUGUCUUAUGACGACCCUUACUCCAUUAUAGACCUCGUGAAGAGUGCCAAGUGCAUUAUCAACGUAGCUGGUCCCUACAUGCUCACCCAGGGCGAGCUUAUGAUAGAUUGCUGCAUUACUCGAGGUGUCCACUACUGUGACAUCAGCGGAGAGAUCCCUUGGUCCCGGCGGAUCACUCCACUGCAUCGACAUGCGCAGCGCAGCGGUGCCUUCAUCAUUCCAAGCGCAGCUUCUGCUGGUGGCUUUCCAGAUCUUUGCACCUUUCUCUGUGCCAAGAAGGCACGAGAGGACUAUGGCGAGGAUCUGCGAAAAGCUAUUUGCUAUGUCAAUGGAGGCGGUGCCAUUGCCACAGCAUCUGGCGGCACGCUAAAAACCCGAGCCACGAUGGCUGCUGGUGGUGAUGAGACCCGGAAAAUGAUGGGAGAUCCUUACGCCCUCGGCGGCUUUGUUCCAGACCGGGACCGACAUGGCAUUAAGUAUUGUAACAUUGAAUUUGGAACCGGAAAAGUGACUACCAAAGUACGCGCAGAAGACUUGGAUGCCAACAUGUCAAAGAUCUCAGAAGACAAACACUUGGGCAUUUGGCGCGGUCCUAAUGUGUACUCAUAUUUUGAUACUCGUAUCGUGCGGCGGUCCAAUAUGCUCUUGGCCGACAUGGGUGGAAAGCCAUACGGCAAGAGUUUGAACUUUCUGCAGUUCUCAGUGCUACCAACCGAAAUGCUGCUGCAACAAAAGGGCGGUGGCGGUGGUGCCGGUGGCGGCAUCGGCGGUGGUGCCGGUGGUGGAGGUGGUGGUGGCAGUGUCGAGGCCGAGAGAAAAGCCCUUGAGGCCAAAGGUGUGUAUUACAAAGCCGGCGAGGGCCCCCCACUUGAAGAGUUGGAUGAUGCCUGGAGUGCUUGGUUCUUGUGGUCGCAGACAGACAAGGGCCAUGAGAUCAAGUGCGACUUCAUUGGACGCGACGGCUACUUCGAGACAGCGCGAAUUGCAGUGGAGACGGCAAUGACUCUUGUCUUCGACCGGCAGGAGUUGCCUUAUCCAGGCGGUGUGUUGACACCAGCUGUCGCAUGUGGUGAAGCAUUGGCCAGAAGGCUAAUCCACAGUGGUGUAAAAUUCAAAAUGGCUGAGUGGCAUGGAGUCGAGGAGUUCAACCCACCACCAAAUCCUUGA